Corticium candelabrum is the source of this 1664-nucleotide messenger RNA. RefSeq names its product calcium/calmodulin-dependent protein kinase type II subunit alpha-like. Lineage: Eukaryota; Metazoa; Porifera; Homoscleromorpha; Homosclerophorida; Plakinidae. The transcript has 7 exons. Gene Ontology annotation, molecular function: ATP binding; protein kinase activity. The record is from RefSeq and is a predicted model, not a curated record. Gene Ontology annotation, biological process: protein phosphorylation. Bases 102 to 1436 code for a protein of 444 amino acids.
GUGCCGUCAGCUACAUCACAUACAUAUUCAGUGCUUUUGCUAGCUUCCACAUAGCGCUUUCACUCGCAUGCUAGACAGUUGUUAUCGUGAUCGUGUGCGUCAUGGACGCUUUCUACGAGCAGUACCAGUUGGGAGACGUCCUCGGUGAAGGCGGUUUCGGUCAAGUCUUUCGAUGUCAAGAGAAAGCGUCAGGGACGAUGUUCGCUGUGAAGACGGUCGAACCGAGCAAAAUCCAGAGCACGAGCGACAAGGACAAAGUGAAAAACGAGAUAUCGAUUUGUAGUGUGCUCGAUCACAUGCAUGUGGUGAGGCUGUACGCCAGUUUCAACGAAAUGGGAAGGUUCAUGAUGGUCUUCGAGCUGCUGGAGGGAGGAGAACUGUUUGACAUUCUCUGCAGUCGCGAUACGUACAGUGAGCUGGAUGCAAAUCAUUGUAUAAAACAGCUUCUCUUGGCGCUUGCUUAUCUUCAUGGUAGCAAGAUCAUUCACAGGGACAUAAAACCUGAGAAUCUCAUGUUAGUCAAGCCACCAAUAAAUGGAAGCCUCCAUGACACUGUUUUGAAACUUGUUGACUUUGGCAUAGCCAAACAACUCACCAACAAACAAAGUCGUAUAUCAUGUGACACAAGUGGAACUCCAUACUAUUUGGCACCUGAGACACUAAAACAAGAGUUGAUCGGUAGUCCAGUCGACAUGUGGGCAGCAGGUGUGAUUCUCUAUGUUCUAUUGGUGGGAAGUCUUCCUUUCUGGUUGGGAGAGAAAGGCAAAGGAGAAAUGUUUUGGAAGAUUGUGAAGGGAGACUAUUCAAUGGACAAGGUGGAAUGGGAUGCUAUUUCUGGUGAUGCAAAGCGGCUUGUUUCCGACAUGCUCACGUUGUCUCAGGAUGAUCGAAUAAGUGCAGAGACGGCCCUUCAGAGUGAGUGGAUCAGGAACAAGCGAAGAGUAUCGACCAUCGAAAGACGUCAGACGUUGUGCAGACUAAAGGCAUUCAAUGCAAAGAGAAAACUACGUUCUGCGAUCUUUGCUGUUAUUGCUCAUCGGAGGAUAAAAAGUCAAACCCCUCCUCGUGCUCAAAGAAAAACAAGUGGAAUAAGUAACAGUGGCGAUGAACUGGGAUCGGAGUCAGAGAGCAGUGUUGUAGACGAGGGAGAAGUAGCAGCAGCAAACGGUCAAGUAGAGUAUACAAAACAAGUUGACUUACAGGCCAAGUUAUCUCCUUUGUCAAUACCAUCAGUUUCAGCAUGUGAAAGAAAUGCGUCAGAGAGUGGUGACUCUGGUGUAGCUGAGAGUCCUGUCAUGUCUCAGACAACAGAUGGUUUGUAUAGUGAAGACACUGUAAUGAGGCAGAGACUACAACAUGCGUCCAUUGAAGAAAAAGCGAGAUGGAAGAAGAAACGAAAUAGCAUAAAAAACGUGGUCAAAGAGUUGAAUUUGUAGAUUACAUGGCAGUUUUCCUAUUUUUAUGAGCACAUUAAUAAUUUCAUCUUGUGUUCAUGAACCAUUGCUGAUGACAGAUGUAACUGUAGGGAUUUUAUUAUGGUAUUGACUAUGCAGCUUUUCUUAACUGACGUCUCUUUGUACAGUUUGUUAGGAAUGAAAUGCAGGUAGAGUGCUCAGAUGGAGCUUGCAACGUCUUCUUUAUAUAACAUUUAGUUGGUCAGCUGA